UAGCUGCAGUAGCAGACAGACGGGCAAGGCAGGAGGAGGGUUCAAAUGAGAGCACAGCCCCUCAGCAGGAGCCGAGAGACACGCUGACCUGCUACUGACAUACACACGCACAUUCUUGUUCACUGUUGUGGAAGAGACGAGGAGACAUCUAGAGACCUGGAUGAAACUCAGAAAAAAACAAUGGAUGAACACACAAGAUGUGACAAGUACAGCUAAAGAGGACAGAAAAGCAGACUUUCAGCAGAAGAAGCAACGGUCAGUUUUCGGUACAAACAUGCAACUUUAAUGCAUCUUUCUAACACAAAGUUGUGUGCGGACAUGAAAACACAGACAAAACACCAGAGGAAUCCAAGAAAUGCACAACAAGGAUCUAAUACCUUCGUGAGGAAGUUGAGGAAGGAGAGGAAGCAACUUGUUUCAUGUUUUCACUGUCUGGAGCUUUACCUAAAAGUACGUCCUUGGAAGGCAGUUCAGGAGGUCAUGCAAUGACCUACUAGAGCUACAAAGGCAAACUGGAGGAGACUAAAAAAAAAACCAAAACUGCAAAACUUCAACAACAUUUGAAAAAACGAUCCAGCAGAAGAGCCUUUAAGAGAUUUUAAACACCUUGUUGUUUUGGAUUUAGAUUUGCUCUAAGUACCUUUAAUCAACCGACAUCGCACAAUAAUUGCCAAGUUCAAAUCUUUCCAGUGGUGACUCAGGGAUUGAAUCAUGUCCGCUGAGGUCCAUUUGGAACGCCAGAAGAAGGCUGACCGGAGAGCAGUGACUGCUCUGGGGCUUUCUCCACGUGUCCCCACUGUGACACUGAUCAGCCACAGAGAGCUGAGAGAGAAACACACAGCCCACAGACUCCUGCGCAGCCACGAUCCAAACCUGGCAACGAGUAGCCUCUACAGAUGUAGUGAAGGUAGCAGAGUGCCGAAGGUUGGAACAAUGCCAGAUUCACCUGCGGAUGUGAAAACCCAGCCCAGGUCCACCCCACCCACCAUGCCUCCUCCAACCCCGGCAGUCAGCCAAGCAACCAAUCGCAAUGCUUCAUACACACCAACUACAAGUAAAUCAAUGCUGAAUGGGAGCAGCCACUCACCUACAUCACUGAAUGGUGCUCCCUCCACUCCCAACGGCUUCAGUAAUGGGCCGGCCAUGUCCUCCACCGCCUCGCUUUCCAACCAGCAGCUUCCGCCAGCCUGCGGUGCCCGGCAACUGUGCAAACUGAAGCGUUUCCUGACCACGCUGCAGCAAUUUGGCAACGACAUAUCGCCUGAGAUCGGGGAGAGAGUGCGCAGCCUGGUGCUGGGGCUGGUGAACUCAACACUCACUAUUGAAGAGUUUCACUCCAAACUUCACGAGGCCACCAACUUCCCUCUGAGGCCGUUUGUCAUUCCUUUCCUAAAGGCAAACCUGCCCCUGCUGCAGAGAGAGUUGCUACACUGUGCACGGUUGGCAAAGCAGACUCCAGCUCAGUAUCUGGCCCAACACGAGCAGCUUCUCCUGGACGCCAACGCCAGCUCCCCCCUCGACUCCUCUGAGAUCAUGCUGGAGAUGAACGAGCACGGCAAAAGGAGGACCCCUGACAGGACCAAAGACAGCUCUGACAGAGAUGGCCUGCACCCAGAGCACCUAGCUAAGCGGCCCUGCACCAUCAGCCCCAGCCAACGCUUCAGCCCAAGCACAGGUCUUCCUGCUCAUCCGCCUCCCAACGGCCUCUCCACACACCCUCCAAACGGCCUCCCUCACCCACCAAACCCCCAAAUGGGACCCCAGCACUAUCGACUAGAAGACAUGGCUCUGGCACACCAGUAUAGAGACGCGUACAGGCAUAAUGAACAACGCGAAGCUCGAGACAGGCACCGGCAGACAGCAGUGCAUGGAGCCCGCCAAGAGGAGGUGAUUGACCACCGUCUCACAGAUCGAGAGUGGGCGGAGGAAUGGAAGCACCUUGAUAAUCUCUUGAACUGCAUCAUGGACAUGGUGGAGAAGACGCGCCGCUCUCUGACUGUGCUGCGCCGCUGUCAGGAGGCCGACAGGGAGGAGAUGAACCACUGGAUUCGGCGAUACAGCGACGUGGAGGAGAUGAAAAAAGGUGGGAGCAACGGACAGCACUGCCUUCCUCCUCCUCCUCUUCCUCCUCCUCCUACUCCUCACCACAACUCCUCCUCCAACACAGCUAGCAGCAGCGAGUCACUGCCCAUAGGAACGUCCUCGGCUGCUGAAAGGCAGACAGGCAGACAGACAGAGAUCCACAGAGACUUCUUACACAGGCCCCCCUCAGGAUAUCUGCCAGAAGAAAUCUGGAGGAAAGCAGGUACUACAAGCAUCCCGCUCUCCCCAGCGCUAAAGCACCUCCAAAACAGGCAGGAGGAGGCCGUGAAUGAGGUGAAGCGACAGGCGAUGUCAGAGCUGCAGAAAGCUGUGUCAGACGCGGAGAGGAAGGCUCAUGAGAUGAUUUCAGCCGAGCGCUCAAAAAUGGAGAGGGCGCUGGCUGAGGCCAAGAGGCAAGCGUCUGAGGAUGCACUCACAGUCAUCAACCAGCAGGAGGACUCCAGUGAAAGCUGCUGGAACUGUGGAAGAAAAGCCAGUGAGACGUGCAGCGGCUGUAACACGGCUCGCUACUGCGGCUCCUUCUGCCAACACAAAGACUGGGAGAAGCACCACCAUGUCUGUGGUCAGGGCCUGCAGGGUCUGCCUGGGGGCAGCAGUGUCCCUCUAGGCACCCCCUCCUCCUCAGCGUCCUCCAGUGCGCCCCCCACCCACUCGGAGAGCACUCCUCCAGGACCCUUGGCCCUGGUGGGGCAGAGCAGUAUUGCGGGAGGGGCUGGCAGCGGCAGUGUGUCCGCCAGCCCGAAGGAGAGCAGUUCCAGCAGUGCCUCUCGCUCCACGACUCCAGCUACCCCCGCCCUGCUGGACGCUGCCUCUCGCUGACGUCUGAUCCUCAUUCCUCCCCUAUAUACUGAUGCGACAGUGCUCACUCUCCACUCAAAACCAAACUGAGGAAUCUUUUAUCACACAGUAAUCCCGUUCCUCACUCCCACCUCUUGUCCUUAUUUCCUCCAUGAUAAGCUCUUCUGAAAAUCUUUGAACCACUCCAUGGUGAUGAUAAUAGACGGUCACCUUCCCCCAGAAACACUUGUUUUGUCUUUGUCUCUUUAACGGCAACACAUGCAAAGAUGUGUUCAGUCACAGAAACAUAUCAGAUGUGUUUGAUUUAAAGAUAUGACAUGAAGUUCUCUCAGUAAUGUAAGCACGUUUAAUGCUGUCCACAGAAGGACACAAGACAAGGGCUGUGAUAGGUAAGGUUUCACUUACGGGAGGGGGUUGGUCGGCAAAUUGGCACUUGGGUAGGAUUUCCCUUUAAUUUAGCACCAAUGAGAGAACAGUACAAAACCUGAGAUGUGCACUAUCACUCCAAACAGUUCACUGAUGUGGCACUUAUUUCACAGUGCCCUAAUAGAAACAGGAAAGGAACAUCGUACCUUCUUUUUUUUCCAAAUGAAUGAGGGAAGUGAAAACCUGUGAUGUGAUUUUUUUCCCCCCUCAGAAACACAGCUUAGUAUUUAUUAAAUGUUUCUUUCUGGCUUUAAGGGAAAAAACAGAAAGUCCAAAUAUUCUAAGUAAAGAAUAAUAGUGACAAUGAUGAUGCUGAUGAUGAUAACGAUAAUGACAUGAGAAUAAAUUAACUUUAAACUGCUAACUACCUUGCUAGCGAGCCAAGAAAAUCUAUACCGGACUCACCUCUCUGCACCAUUGUGAACCCAAAUGAAUUCAAAGAUGAAAAAUAACAUGAUCCAAACCUUUGUAUUACACUGCCAAAGUGAGUAAGUAAGCGAUAAGGAGUAGCACUCAUCUUAUAACCAAACGCAAAGCAACAUCACCUCCUCAGCAGAUAAGCCAGCCUUGAGAGGACUGUGCUGCAGAGAGGCAGCAGGACGGGACCCAGAGAAAGUCAGACAUUCAAUAAUAACAAAACUGUGACCUGCUUUGAUCUGCAGCCGCCUCCUGCAGUCUGGACAAAACUACAGCGGUUCCUCUGCGACAGCCCAGACUAGUGAAUAUGGACGAUGCUGUGAACUUGCCAACUAGAAAGACUUGGAUGGAAACCCCGCCACAGUGUGAUUUUUUUUGUGAAUGGUAACAGAGAGGACAGAGAGAAAAGAAGAGGGAAGGAAAAGCUACACAGCCUCAAAGGAGAUGAAGAUACAAACAUGGCAACGGAGCUGUCAAAAAAAGAAGCUUGAAAACAAUGUCCAAGAAGGCAUUGCGUACUAUGGGAAGAUUGUUUGUAAGUCAUCUUUUCUAAAGCUCCACAAUGGGGUGAUAUUUCAAGGAAUUGCUGUUACCUUUACAUUCACUCCCUCCGUUUCCAAAGCAUGAUGAACAGAUAAAAGAGUCUAGUGAAGGGCGGUGUAGACUUUGCUCUCCUCUCUCUUUCUACCUCCCCUCACCCCACACCUCCCUUCUACGCUCUUCCCCAACUACUUGACUCAAGUCUCCCCCUCUCCCUCAGCCUGCUUUGGACAGAGCCUCAGAGCAGCCACGUGGGAAGGGUUUGAACCUGCUUGUAGAUAUUCUUCCUCCUUUCAAACUUCAAUAAUGUCUCUUGUCGCUGAUGUCCAUAUGUGCUGCCCUUGUGUAUAUCCAGAAUAACGGACUUUGUUUUGCUUUUGUUACCUUUCAGUUUCCUCCUUUAAGUUUGGGCUGAGCAGUGAAGUCAGAGCAAGGAGGAAGCCCCCCCCCCCAUUUGACAUAUUGUUUGAUUUGUUGUAUCUAUAUUGAUGAGAUGGAACCCUUCUUGUAGAUUAUUUUGUAUUUCUCACAUUGUAAGACAGUGAGAGGACGGAGGUGCAAUAUGAAGAGAAUUCAGCUACUGAAUGGAACCUCAGCAACUGCCCAUAGGGUGUCAUAUAAUAUAGAUACAUAUAAAUAUAUUUAAAGUAACAUCAGUAACUUAAUGUGAAUGUACAUAGUAUUUAAAAAAGGUCCAAAAAUGUGUUUGCCAAAUAACAGAAACCUUUAAACGUUAAUGUCCAGAAUAGCAUUUUCCCACAGUACAUUAGUUUCUUCAAAUAACAAAUUUCCCCCUUUCUUUCCGUUUAAACACCUCUAAUUUUCAGUCAGAUCAAAGUGUCAUGUGACCCUGAGUGAGCCUUAAGGUGGAUGCUUACCGGGCCGCAAUGCAUGCAGCUGAAAGUGGAUGAGAACGGAUUAAGGGUGAAUGGACACUACUCAAUUUGAACAACGACUUAAAAUUUAAUCAACACAGUUUGCUUUAUUCAACCAGAUCAGUUUAAAUCCUGCAGGUGGGAGAAAGCCCAAAUAUAAUCGAUAAUUAGAAAUUAAUUGAAGGCUCCGUUUUCAAAUUUAGAUCCUUCACACCAAAUUAAGAACUUUUCAAACUUUAUAUCUCAUGUCAAGUGUUUGUCACCAUCCUUUACUGACUCUCUUUUUUGGUCGUCAUCAACCUGUGUGAGUGUGAGCUAGGAGUGCAUGUUUCCCCCAAAAUGCAGGGAAAAUCAUCACAGUCGAAGUAAGUGAUGUGCCAGUUUUAAGCUACAGUAAAAUUCCGAACUAAUUUUGAGACAGAAUCUUUAAAAUAUUUCUUUUUCACUGUCAAUUGUUUAUUUGGUUUUGAUAUAAGCUAAGGUUCUCAGACAGAUCUUUGUUUCCAGGCCAACAGAGUAGCAUCACCUCUUAAGGGUUAAUUCUGUUUGUUCAUUUCUUUACACAUACAACAGGAUAAUAAUCCUCUCUGGUAAACAUAUGUUAAACUGUCUAUUCUGUGAUCAACAUAAAGAGUGAGGCUUGUGUAGCAGCCACACAUCUUACAUUGAUCGUAGUAAGCCCUACAUGAUGGGCCCCAUACACACUUGGACCAAACUUGGAAAAAAAAAGUGUUUUUUCUUUUGCAGUGAGUGACAUGAGAAAAUAAAGUUUCAGCAUUUUUUUCAUCAACAGAUUGAUACAUUUACUAGAGACCUAGAAUUCAAAUGGAAUGAGCGAAAAAGGUUCCCCUGCAUCCGUGUGUAUAGCGUUAUGUAUGUGUGUGAAAUUUACCGUAAUAUUGUGUUGACCUCAGCCUUUUUGUGUCCGUUCCCCUGAUGUCUAAUUCCUCCACUUCUACCACCGACCACUUGUCAUAACCCCCCUCACACUAGCUACCUCCUGUGACCAUACAGCUAACCACCAGGAGAGGUUGACCUGGACUUUGAAAAGCUGGGCUGAGAGCAGACAUGGACGCACACUGUUAAAAGCGGUUUCGUAAAUCUUUUGUGAGAUGAUAAAGGGUUGAAAGAACAUGCCAUUGUCCAUAAUGUAGAUGAAUAUUUAUUCUAUCCAGACUUCACCGUAUUAAACACAUCCAAACAACCAAACUGAUACUGCUGGAGUUUAGUAGCAGGUACACAUUAAAGUUGCAUAUUACAGAACCGAACACGGAACGAAUCAUAACAUGCCAUUUGUCGUCCAAAACCAAUAAAAGCACAGACCAAAGUACUCCUGCAUUGCCAUAGUGUGGCUUUGACUUGUGUAUUGACAGACCAGAAAUAAUAAGGUUAGAGCUCCACUUCACUACUUAACCAAAGUGUCUGAGAUACACAUAAUCAGGGCACAAUAGCAAAGAGCGCACUGAAUUCAAUGGCUGAGUUUCAAAUGUGUAGAACACUCAUUCAAGCAAUCAAAGCGCUUGUUGUCUACACAUUGAAUAGAAUAGUGCUUCUGUGAAAAUAAUAGGAGCAUUUCCUUUUGGAAAUGGCCUGCUGAUCGUGCGUUCUUAUGGUUACAAAGCCUUGCAGAGAUAAAACGUCUACAUGGUGGAUGUGUGCUUGUGUGUGAAUGUUGGCGUGUGUGUGUUUUUGUAUAAAAAAAAAAGAAAUAUUCUUUCUUUUUGUGUCUCUGUACAAAACUACUUGAAACCUUCAGAGCUUUAAUGAAACAUCCCAGACAGACUAUAGUGGCAGAUCAAUUCAGAAUAUGUAGCAACAGCUUUGUGCAGUAAAACGCUGUAUUUUGACAAUAUCAGCAUUAAAAAAAAAAAAAAAAAACUUUGUGACGGCAGUUCCUUUCAACUCUAAGUGCUUUUGGUGUGCCUCCUUGUCUGUAAGUAAGCCCUCAGAUAAACUAAACAAAACCAAAUCCAAUACACCUGAUAUAAAUGACCAAAAUACAACCAAAAGCUAAAACUUUACACUCAGAUUACACUUGUGUUAAGGGUUUUGUGUCUGUAAGCUUCAUUAUAGCACAAAACACAUACGACACAUGUCAAGGUGUCAUACACUUCUCUUUGUGAACAUAUUAUCGAUGGCAAACGCAUAAGGGCUCUGCUAUUGUGAAUACCAUCUGAGGGUCUCGGAACGCUUUUCAUCAGCCCCUUUAUUUUGGUUUAACUAUGUACAUGAAUAUGGGCAAAACGCAUGUUUAGAAAAGACAAAUAUUAGCAGGAUGACAUUUGUCUGUCCCUACCCCAAACAAUAACUCUAAUGAUGAUGAUUCAAGGCUCGUCUGAUGUUACAGUGACUCGUCCUUCCUGUGAAACAGGCUCUGAUGAACGACUACAGUAGGAAGCUGAAGAGGCAAGUGGAUACAGCACUUGUUUUUCCAAAAGCCAUGGCUCAGGAUGGCCCUGUUUUGAAUUUUACAUGAAUUGAAAAAAGGUUUUAUAUGUGUAGGGAAGCAUUCUAUACUGUAUUGUGCAAUACAUUAUUACAGAAAAAAAAACAUGUUUCUGUAGGAAAGGUUGGCACUUCAAAGAUCUUUCUCGUUUUGUUUAAUUUCCCUCUUCAAAAGGUCCUGUUGCCGUUUUUAGAUGAAGUUAACUGUGCCAGAAGAAUUCAAUUCUGAUUUGUAUUUAUUUCUUGCAUGCUUUCCUCCCUGUUGCUAAUACUGCUCUUUAACUGUUCGCUCUGUUGGAUGUGUGAAGCUGUAAAACAUUCUAAUUCAGGUUAUUGUCUGUGUUGAACAAUGUAACUGUGUAAUUAAAACAUGAAAUGAAGUAUU
Molecule: messenger RNA, 7989 nt
Organism: Labrus bergylta (ballan wrasse)
Lineage: Eukaryota; Metazoa; Chordata; Actinopteri; Labriformes; Labridae
Gene: cbfa2t3
Product: CBFA2/RUNX1 partner transcriptional co-repressor 3
Biological process (GO): DNA-templated transcription; negative regulation of DNA-templated transcription
Cellular component (GO): nucleus
Molecular function (GO): transcription corepressor activity
Source: RefSeq, a predicted model, not a curated record